AUGGGCUGCGGCAGCUGGAGCUGGGGCUGCGGAGUUGGCAUGAUGGGCUGGGGUGGAUAUGGUAUGGGUAUGCUCGGUUACGGUGGUUAUGGAUAUGGAGCGCCUUUCGGUCUCGGUGGAUACGGCGAUUUGUACGCACUUGAGGCCCAAAGCGAAUUGCUUGGUGGGCUGCCCGGAAUCGACGCUUAUGCUGGACUGGGAUAUGGUGGCUUCGGUUACGGCGGUGGUUAUGGCUACGGUAUCACUCCUCUUCUGGGUUAG
Gongylonema pulchrum is the source of this 261-nucleotide messenger RNA. NCBI's taxonomy places the organism in Eukaryota, Metazoa, Nematoda, Chromadorea, Rhabditida, Gongylonematidae. The record is from the annotation of a GenBank genome assembly.